This is a messenger RNA of Syngnathus acus (greater pipefish), 1299 nucleotides long. RefSeq names its product N-terminal asparagine amidase (gene ntan1). The record is from RefSeq and is a predicted model, not a curated record. Gene Ontology annotation, molecular function: protein-N-terminal asparagine amidohydrolase activity. Lineage: Eukaryota; Metazoa; Chordata; Actinopteri; Syngnathiformes; Syngnathidae. The transcript is spliced from 10 exons. Gene Ontology annotation, biological process: ubiquitin-dependent protein catabolic process. Bases 107 to 1027 code for a protein of 306 amino acids. Gene Ontology annotation, cellular component: nucleus.
CCUUACAGGAAAAAGGAAGUUGUCAGUACCCAACGUCACCGUUAGAUAUUAUGAUAUGUAGUCGCUGACUGUGAAAGUACAAUGUUAAUUCGUUGAUUUUAGGGACAUGCCUUUGUUCAUUCAAAAUAUACGAGUGGAUCGUAUAACCUCAACGGCAGAACUCUUCGACAAAUAUCCUCAUUUACAGGAAAAUGCUAAAGCCUUUCGUUCCCAGCCACUCACGGAUGUUGACCCCAAGUGCCUCCUGUACGUCCAACAGAGAGAGUUUGCUGCAACGACGCCAGCAGAUAAUAAUGUUUCAGUGAUUGGAUCUGAGGACGCCACCACCUGCCAUUUGGUUGUGCUGCGGCAUACAGGUAGUGGAGCUACCUGCCUUGCACACUGUGAUGGAUCCAACACUUACGCUGAAGUGCCCCUUCUCAUCAAAUCAGUGACAUCACUGAAUACCUGCUGUCAUGAGGGCAGACUUGAACUCCAUCUUGUUGGUGGAUUUGAGGAUGAGGCAAUGACAUCCCAUGAGCUCAGCCUUAACAUACUGGCAGCCUUCCAGCAACUGCCAGAUGAUAUCCAUCUGCAAACAUGUUGCAUCACAGAAAUGAACGACAUAGUCAUCAAUGCUAUUCAUAGACCUGCAGUUUAUGGUGUUGGUGUAAAUGUGAAAACAGGAAAAGUGUUCCCUGCAAAUUUACCUUAUAAAGGACCAGCAGAGGACCUGCGCUCAGCACGUACCUUCACAGGGGGACAGAUGGUGGAAAUUUAUGACCCUAGUCGAGGACUUGUGAAAGUCGGCCCUUGCAAAUGGUCCCCUAAUAUGGAUUUUGCCUUUUGGUUGUCACAAGAUGAUGCCAUCAUUUUAAAGUACUUGUCCACAUCGCCAAAGGCUGAGCCACCACACUUUGUCCGCCUCAUCAAAUCCACCAUCCAGUUCCUCCUAAAGCACCCAAACUCUGAUGGUCUCUUCCCUGGGGGUCAGCCACAGCUCUUCCACAGGAAUGAAAGUGGCGACUGGGAGAGGGUUGCCUGUUGACCUUUUGAUGGAUUUUUUUUGACCAUCCAAUCACUAUCUAAUUUUUUUCACUGUGUCUUAAAAUGUCUAUUGAGUGGCUAUCAUGACUCAUCUGGCCGGCCCAGUAGAGAAGAAGACACAAACUGCAAGUGAGCUGAUGUCAAACAUCGAAUGUUUCAUCUCCUUCGGUAUUGUGUAAAUCUCCAGUUCUGCCUCAUCAUUUUGCUUUUGAUGCACAUUGGUGAAACUAUAUCGUCUUCAUUUCAAUUAAAAUUAUUUUACUGGCCAGUGCA